UAAUCAGUUAAAUUGUAAUAUCAAUAAAUGAAAUAAAAUUCUAGUGAAUCUUGAAGGCUUUGGGCUCUAAAAACACAUUUUCUGUAAACAAAUAUAGUUUUGGUUGAAAUCAUAUUAAAUCAACCAACAAUCCACACUUUUACAUUUUAAUACACUUUGGCAAUAUAACCUUUAUUGAUAAUAUAUCUAUUUUUUCAAGUAAAAUAAAUAUAGGGACUUAAAUAAUAGAUAUGUCACUCUGUAAAUUGAACCGAAUCUUUAUUUAUGUGUUUUAGGAAGCAAACAUUUUACACAAAUAUAAUUUUGUUUAUUUUUCCAUUUAAGUUGUGACAUUAUGAAAUAACAAAGGUCGUAUCGCUUGCAAAAAAAAAACAGAAAAUAAAUAACUAAAAUACAAAAAACUUUUUUGCUCUGUCACGUGAUCGAAAAUGUCACCUGACCGCACGCUUUUUCCCUUCUAUUGCUAUUUAAUAUUCUUUUAAAAUAUAUUACAGUAGUGACAUUAUAAUAAUUCGAAAUAACAAAAAAGAAAAAACUUUAAUUCUGCACAGAUCACGUGAUUUGAACGUGUCACGUGACAGCAGCAACUGUUGUCCUCCUGUUCUUCCUCUGCACUUUGCCUCGUUCCUCUCACAGUGGGUGACACUUCUGUUUCUUCAGCCUCGUUGCUAAACGCGAGACAGUCUUGAGACGGGAGGGCUUAUGAAAUGAACAGUGAAAACUUCCUCCUGUGUGAGAAAACAGUGUCACCCUCCUAUGUUCGGCAGGGGUCGCAGGCCCGCCGUGGCCACGAGCAACUCAUCAGACAAUUAUUGGAGCAGGGUAAAUGCCCAGAAGAAGGAUGGAGCGAGAGCACAGUAGAGCUUUUCCUGAACGAAUUGGCUGUGAUGGACAGCAACAACUUCCUGGGGAAUUGUGGAGUGGGCGAGAGAGAGGGAAGGGUGGCGUCGGGCCUCGUGGCACGUCGACACUACAGGUUGAUCCAUGGCAUCGGUCGUUCAGGAGACAUUGCUGCGAUCCAGCCUAAAGCCGCGGGCUCCAGCCUGCUCAACAAACUGACCAAUUCAAUUGUGCUGGACAUCUUAAAGCUUUCAGGUGUUCGGAGUGUGGCAAGUUGCUUUGUUGUUCCCAUGGCAACAGGGAUGAGCUUGUCUCUUUGCUUCCUCACCCUCCGUCACAAGAGACCCAAAGCUCGCUACAUCAUUUGGCCUCGCAUUGACCAGAAAUCCUGUUUCAAAUCCAUGAUCACAGCAGGCUUUGAACCCGUCGUCGUGGAGAAUGUCCUCCAGGGCGAUGAAUUGCGAACAGACUUGGAGGCGGUGGAGCGGAAAGUGGAAGAGCUGGGCGCCGAGAACGUUCUGUGUGUUCACUCCACAACGUCUUGUUUUGCUCCGCGAGUCCCCGACAGCCUGGAAGAGCUGUCUGCUAUGUGUGCCAAGCACAACAUUCCUCACAUCGUCAACAACGCGUACGGCGUUCAGUCCUCCAAAUGCAUGCAUCUAAUCCAGCAGGGGGCUCGUGUGGGAAGAAUCGAUGCCUUCGUUCAGAGUUUGGACAAGAACUUUAUGGUUCCAGUAGGUGGCGCCAUAAUUGCUGGUUUUGAUGCGGCUUUCAUAGAGGAGAUUAGCAAGAUGUAUCCAGGUCGAGCCUCCGCUUCACCUUCGCUGGACGUCCUCAUCACCCUGCUCACCAUGGGAGCAAACGGCUACAAGAAGUAUCUGUCAGAAAGGAAGGAGAUUUACUCCGUUCUGGCCGAGGAAUUGAAGAGCCUGGCGUCUGCACACGGGGAGAGAUUGCUUCACACGCCUCAUAACCCCAUUUCUCUGGCAAUGUCUCUAGAUGGCCUUCAAGCCAACAGCAACCAAGCCGUGACUCAGCUGGGCUCCAUGCUGUUUACCCGACAAGUUUCUGGAGCCAGGGUCAUACCACUCGGUAGAGAGCAGACCAUAAACGGAUACACAUUUCGUGGGUUUAUGUCGCACUCGGAGUCCUACCCCUGCCCCUACCUCAACGCCGCCUCGGCCAUCGGCAUCACUCGGGAAGAUGUGACGCUGUGCAUCAAAAGGCUGGAUAAAAGCCUGAAGGCUCUGAGGAAAGAGGGAAAUGCAGCGAGGAGCACUUCAGAGGAUCUCUGAAAGUCGCUUUGUGGUGACACCCAGAGAGGAAACUAUUAGCAGCUUGUUUGUUCGAGCAUAAGUAGACAAAUAUUUAUUAAUAAUCCUGUUUAAAUUUGCUGCCUUUGAUUGUACAACACCUGCAUGUAAAUCUCUAAGGAGCAAAAUGCUUCUGAGCUAUAAUUUAAUACAUUGUCAGACUGUUAUUUUUUUUUAGAUCAUUCUGAAAAGUAAAAGAAGAUUAAAAGAUUGAGCUUCAUGUUGCAAUAUCUCUGAAUGAAAACCAUCUCAUAAUUGAGCGGAGAGUCUUUGCAUGCAAUAUUGUCGGAGCAUUAGGCAGACAGAUGGUGCAUAAUGAAUUUAUGUUCUCUUUUUGGAAUAAAUUAGCCUCCCUCCCCGACUGAUAUACCAAACAAUCCAAUUGCUGAUCCAUUAACUCCAUCUGAACUCUGUAAUGGACUGUCUGUUAUGGUUUUUUGGGUUAUGUAACAAAUCAUCUUAAGUGGAUAAUCAGUGAAGUGGACCACCUGUAACCAGAGAAGGUUGGUUUUGAGUUUGAGUAAACACAGGAUUAGGUAUUCUCAAGUAAAAAUUCAGAUGAAUUUUGAACAUGUUUACCGCUGUGAUCCCUGCAUCUGUGCAGAUGUUGCAUUAGUAAUGCAGGUCACAGUUGCUUUGUAGCAGCAUAGCCUCCUCAGCCGCCAGCCUUCAGAAAGGGGGGUGCUCUCUGACAGUUACGCUGUUGUAUCAGCACAUUCCACUGUUUUCAGAGCUGUACUGAAGCACUGAGAAAAACGGUGAGGAAAAAAAAAAAACCUAUUGGCUCUGAUGCGGCUGCCACAAUGCAGCAAUGCAUUUCAAUGAGGAUCAGGCAAAAGGAAUGUAAGAUUGCAGGUUCAAAUGAUUGUUAAAUAGUAAAAAUCUGUAUUAUCAUGUGUAGAAAUGCAACAAAAUUACAUUUCAAUUAAGUUUUUCUAUUAUUGAGCUGAUUUUUUAUUUAAAAGUGAAGCCUUUUCUGUAAUGUAAGAACUUUCUUCAAAAACAAAAACAUAUUUAAGUAAAAAAAUAUUUUUAACACAUGAUAACCGUUCUUAAAGAUGUUUUUCUAUUCUUUUAAAGCAAGUUCUUCAUGUUUCCAAUAGUAUAUCUGCAAAAUUGUCAAUGCAAUCUAGAUGUUUGUGCAGAAUGUGGCCACAGAGGCGCUGUCCGUGGUGCUGCAGAUAUACUCCUAUACGGGAGAGGAAAUCCAUACUGUAAGGGCAAAAAAAAAA
This is a messenger RNA of Oryzias melastigma (Indian medaka), 3385 nucleotides long. RefSeq names its product Sep (O-phosphoserine) tRNA:Sec (selenocysteine) tRNA synthase (gene sepsecs). The transcript has 12 exons. The record is from RefSeq and is a predicted model, not a curated record. NCBI's taxonomy places the organism in Eukaryota, Metazoa, Chordata, Actinopteri, Beloniformes, Adrianichthyidae. Gene Ontology annotation, molecular function: tRNA binding; O-phosphoseryl-tRNA(Sec) selenium transferase activity. Gene Ontology annotation, biological process: selenocysteine incorporation; conversion of seryl-tRNAsec to selenocys-tRNAsec. Bases 708 to 2135 code for a protein of 475 amino acids.